AUGAUGCUUAACUCAGACCCCAUGGAGCUGGACCUGCCUCCCACCCAUUCAGAGACAGAGUCAGGUUUCAGUGACUGUGGGGGAGGUGUGGGUUCGGACAGGACAGGACUUGGAGGUCCUGGGGGAGGCCAGGCCAGGGGUCCUGAGAUGGGGGAGUCUGGUCGGAAGGACCUGCAGCAUCUGAGCCGUGAGGAACGGCGGCGGAGGCGGCGGGCCACAGCCAAGUAUCGCACUGCCCACGCCACUAGAGAACGGAUCCGAGUGGAGGCCUUCAACUUAGCUUUUGCUGAACUUCGAAAGCUGCUGCCAACCUUACCCCCCGACAAGAAGCUCUCCAAGAUUGAAAUCUUACGUCUGGCCAUCUGCUAUAUUUCCUACCUGAACCAUGUCCUGGAUGUCUGA
Molecule: messenger RNA, 402 nt
Organism: Trichosurus vulpecula (common brushtail)
Lineage: Eukaryota; Metazoa; Chordata; Mammalia; Diprotodontia; Phalangeridae
Gene: NHLH1
Product: nescient helix-loop-helix 1
Exons: 1
Coding region: 1-402 (133 amino acids)
Biological process (GO): regulation of transcription by RNA polymerase II
Molecular function (GO): DNA-binding transcription factor activity, RNA polymerase II-specific; protein dimerization activity; RNA polymerase II cis-regulatory region sequence-specific DNA binding
Source: RefSeq, a predicted model, not a curated record